UUCAACCCCUUGCUCCAUGACUUUCAACUCAACAAUUUUUUAAUUUGAAAUUGUAGUCAAAAGUUGAUUGCAGUUAGAAAAAAAUGCUCAAUUUACCAGAAAAAGAAUAUGAUGAAAAGGACAAUAAAGGCGAUGAAAAUACCCAGAGUUUGCUCAGAAACUGGAAGAUUUGCGUUGUUAUCUUCUUAACUCACUCUGCUUUUUUGUCUCUCUUUUCAUCUCAGGAAUUAGAACACAUUUUGAGUCUGGUGAGAGUUUCAUGUUAAAAUGGGAAAAAGUUGGAAAUUACUUAACUUGAUAGUUGAAGCCAUCGUAUUUUGUUGAUCAUGAAAGAUCAAGAAAUGAGUUGACAAGUUAUGGUUUCAUCAAAAGUAUUGCCAUCGUCUUCACCAUCGCCACCAUCACUAGCACCUUUAACCUCAUCAAUACCAGGAACAUUUAACUCAUCAACCGUUACUUAAUUUGUGUCUCUCAAAUCAACAUUGGAUUAUUGUUAUUACCUCUUUUGUUUGUUCAAUUUGAAAAUGGUGAUUUAAUUUUCGAUCAGUUUCUUGAUCUUUUCUUUUGAUUCAAUUUGAUUUUCCUUUGUUGCUCUAUUUUUAUGCGUUACUUCCAUUGGAUUCAAACAGUUGAAAUAUUCACUUCACUUGUGAUCUAAUUGAAUGUCUUUGUGUGUUCUAUUUAUUUUAUCUGCUGCAUUUUAUAUUCACCCUUUGAUAUCCAAACUAAUUAAGCAAAUUUAAAGCUUGGAUUUACAUUAUGAUAUUGUGCUUCAUAUAAUUUUAACCCUCUUUUUUUUGGCAACCACCAAUUUGGAAACAAAGUCGAUAUCAAAAAAGCCAAUCAAGGUAAAACAUCUAACCAAAGCUGCCUUACUAAGUGUAUUCAGCUUGGUAACAAUAAUGAUCAAAAAAAUGGAAGGAAAAAGUCCACUCUUAUGUUCCUUCGGAUAUAAUAAUAUGUUAGAUUGAAAGUCAUGGUCAGAAAAUUGAAUGGACAAGUUUAAACACACAAAUGUAAACUUACAAUUAUGAUUAAUCUCAUCGAUAAUGUCAUUUUUUACAAUUGAAAACCAGGAAAGCAAGGAAAGGAAAUAUUUACAUUUAAAAUUAAACCCUUGCGCCUAAAGCCUCACUUUAUGCCAAAGUAAUUGUUUAGUUGAAAAUUGUUUUGGGUAAUUUGUUUCUGUCAGCUGUAAAGGAUAAAGCCAAGAAAAUUGCGAUUUGAACACAAUUGCUGUUUAAUUAUAGCUAUGAAUUUACUCCAACGAUCUCUUCAUUCUCAACAACAGUCAACAUCAAGCAGCUCAGCGCCCAAGAAAAGUUCAGCAACAUCCUAUGCACCAUCAACCCACACCACCAACACUCAUCUCUUGUUCCACCUUAAUGAACCUUAUGGAAAUUUUUUCAAUGGCCCAUCAGCAUCAACCUCAUUCUCAUCGCCAACCUCUAGUCGUGGGGUUAAAAAGACAUCCACCUCCAGUAAACCAGGUUCUGGUUUUCUCGAUCUUCACCACUCCAACCCUGCUUCAACCUCAUUUGAUUAUUACGAGUAUUUCUCCAACUAUGGUCGUAUCCUGGCCACUCCGCCUCACUCUCCAAACGCCUUGGACCACUUCAAUGACCGAGCCGGUAUUUCAGGUACCAGUUCAUCUGGAUCAGCUGGUUUUGACCAUAGUUUCAAGAGAUUCUGGAGACGAAGUGGUCCACCCAAAUAUCAACCCAUUUCAACCACCGAUUCACCUGAAAGAUCUAGAGAUAUUUAUGGCCAGGGUGGAAGUGGAAGUGGUUCUGGUGGUGGCUCUGGUGGUGGUAUUAGUGGCCUUCGUGGUGGAACUCCUUCACCUCAAUUGGGUCGCCAUGCAACUCGCUCAAUUCGUUUACCCUCCAGUCCAAGUUCACCAGGCUUGUGUUUUAUGGACGCUGCUCCUCUCCUAUCACCACCCUCUGAUCCUCCGAUGGUCUCAAUGAUUCCAUCAUCAAUGGGACCAUCGUCUUCCUCAUCCAACCAAGCAGCCCAAUCAAUUCAUCCAUCCAAUGGUCCUACACCACAUCGGAUAAGCUUCAUCGAGACCAACCUGUACAUACCCAUUGAUCUUCCCCCUUCACCCGAUUCUUUGCCCGUUCUACCUCGUCGUGGUCCUCACGGGUUUAUGCACGCAGAAUGGGUUCACCAUACAGUUAACCAACUUAAAUCACAAUUUAAAUCACUUCAUAACCAGAUACUCAUCAAUGUUGAACGUAAAUCACGUUAUCCAUUCAUCAUUUACGGUUACCCGGGACCUGGUUUUGAUCCAACUGCAGGUCCAAUACUGCCAACCGCAGCUUUUAAUACUCUUUCACCUGAACUCAGAAUUUUCGAUGGUCUCUAUGAUAUUGCAUCUUCCCUUAUCCGACCUGGUUCCAAUUAUGAUCAAGAAGACCGAGCCGUCCCAUUAGGAUACAUUGUCUCGGCCUUUCAAACCUUUCCCGGUGAAGACAGUGAGAAACUUGAAAGAAACUGGUUAGCCUGGACUGGAGCCACAAUAUUGUACAAACAGCUUCCUAUGUCAAUUGGCCUUCGUCGUUUGAUCUUUUUCAAACGACACGAUCUUCAUCUGCUUAAAUCUUAUUCAACUCCAAGUGAAAAUGAGAUUCCAAUAUUUACUUACGUAUUGGUUUGUGAAUGUUUUAAUUUACGUGAUUGCCAUUUAGCCACAGCUUGUUCAGUCAUUGAUCAAUUGCGAUUUAGAUGUUGUGGUUACUCUGGACUUUAUAUUAAUCAUCUUUGACACCUUUAACACAAAAUUAAGAUAACUUGUAAUCUCUUUUUGUAUCAAGAAAACUAUACAAAAUUGUUUAUUGACGUCUUCCAAUGUUAUUGAGUUUCUUUCUGGUGAAAAUGGAAACUAAUGGUACAAUAAUUUAAGGACAACUGAGGAAAGCUGAUUGUUUUUUGCUGAAAAUUUACAGUGGAAAUGAAGUCAAUCAACAUUUCAAACUCGCCUUUAAUUUUGAAGUCCUUUUACCAAAUAAGACUAACAAAAAUUGUAAUUAAAUUGUUUAAGACAACAAAAAAUGUUUUUAAUUGCAACUCAGUAAACAUUAAAUACUUUGUUGAUAUAAUAAU
Molecule: messenger RNA, 3108 nt
Organism: Tetranychus urticae (two-spotted spider mite)
Lineage: Eukaryota; Metazoa; Arthropoda; Arachnida; Trombidiformes; Tetranychidae
Source: RefSeq, a predicted model, not a curated record